Molecule: messenger RNA, 2052 nt
Organism: Neltuma alba
Lineage: Eukaryota; Viridiplantae; Streptophyta; Magnoliopsida; Fabales; Fabaceae
Product: alpha-1,3-mannosyl-glycoprotein 2-beta-N-acetylglucosaminyltransferase
Exons: 19
Coding region: 433-1617 (394 amino acids)
Cellular component (GO): Golgi apparatus
Molecular function (GO): alpha-1,3-mannosylglycoprotein 2-beta-N-acetylglucosaminyltransferase activity
Source: RefSeq, a predicted model, not a curated record
CGCCCGUCCGCCAGCAUUUGCCGCCGGUAAUAAUUCUCCCGUUGAGCCAAGGAGCGUUCAUCUGAAAUACUGACGUUAAAAUUAACAAUGGCGUGGAAGGAAGAUCAUUAGGGAAGGAAGUGGUGGGACCGAGAGAAAGGGAUUAAGGAGCCUGCGCCCUGCAGUUGACUUGACUCACAGACUCAGCUGGGUUGAGCGUCAUGUAUCAGCUUCCUUUGCGAUAUCAAUGACCUGAAAGUAUAGGAUUGUGAUUGAUCCAAGUUGAAGUUUUGGCCAAAAGUUAAUGGCGAAAGUUUUAUGCGAUUUUCGGUUCCUUUUGUUGGUGGCAGCUGGGGUCUUCAUCUACAUCCAGAUGAGGCUUUUCGCUACACAGUCCGAAUAUGCUGAUCGCCUCGCUGCUGCUAUUGAAGCUGAAACCACUGUACCAGUCAAAUGAGAUCACUGAUUGAUCAAAUCAGCUUGCAACAGGGACGAAUUGUGGCCCUAGAAGAAGAAAAGAAUCUUCGAGACGAAGAAUGUGGACAGAUGAGAUCUCUUGUUCAAGAUCUUGAAAGAAAAGGCCUACAGAGGAUGAUUAACAAAGAACAGGUCCCAGUGGCAGCUGUUGUGAUCAUGGCAUGUAACCGUGCUGAUUAUCUAGAGAGGACUAUUAACUCUGUAUUCAAAUAUCAAAGAUCCGUUUCUUCAAAAUAUCCAUUAUUUAUAUCCCAGGAUGGAUCAGAUCCAAGUGUCAAGAGCAAGGCUUUGAGCUAUGAUCAAUUAACAUAUAUGCAGCACUUGGAUUUUGAACCAGUGCAAACUGAAAGGCCAGGGGAGCUAAUAGCUUAUUACAAGAUUGCACGUCACUACAAAUGGGCUCUGGAUCAGCUAUUCUAUAAGCAUAAUUUCAGCCGGGUAAUCAUCCUUGAAGAUGAUAUGGAAAUAGCAUCUGAUUUCUUUGAUUACUUUGAAGCUGCAUCAACUAUUCUUGACAAGGAUAGAUCCAUUAUGGCCGUUUCCUCGUGGAAUGACAAUGGGCAAAAACAGUUUGUGCACGAUCCUUAUGAACUUUAUCGCUCGGAUUUCUUUCCUGGAUUAGGAUGGAUGCUUACCAGAUAUAUAUGGGAUGAGCUAUCACCAAAAUGGCCGAAAGCUUAUUGGGAUGACUGGUUGAGAUUAAAAGAGAAUCGCAGAGGGCGACAAUUUAUUCGUCCAGAAGUAUGCAGAACAUAUAAUUUUGGUGAGCAUGGUUCGAGUCUGGGUCAAUUUUUUAAGCAGUACCUUGAGCCAAUAAAAUUGAAUGAUGUCCAGGUCGAUUGGAAGUCAAUGGACUUGAGCUAUUUGCUGGAGGACAAAUAUAUCAAGCACUUCUCAGACCUUGUUAGAAAAGCUAAGCCUGUCUAUGGAGCUGACCUAGUUCUAAAGGCAUAUAAUAUAGACGGUGACGUGCGUAUUAAGUAUAAAGAUCAGUCUGACUUUGAAAACAUUGCCCGCCAAUUUGGUAUCUUCCAAGAAUGGAAGGACGGUGUGCCCAGGACUGCCUAUAAGGGAAUAGUCGUUUUCAGAUAUCGAGGCCCAAGACGUAUAUUCCUUGUUGGUCCUGAAUCGUUGAAGGUACUUGGGAUAGAAGAUGCUUGAUGCUGGAUGAGGGUACAAUGCAUUUUUCCUGUUCAAUUUCCAACUUUGGCGUGAUGUAGGUAUCUGGGACGCCUUAUUUCCUUCCGCAUCGUAAUCCGGGUUGGAAACCUUGGUAUUGACUCGCCUGUUGCCUGAAUUUGGGGAAGCCAAACGGAAAACCGACACCAAAAAUACAUGAUUUUCAGAUAGAGAAUUGGAGAUGGCAAGGACGGUAGCGAGUUUAUCGUGUAGUUAUGAUGAUUGUAUAACAAGAUUCAUCAAAUUAUUUAAAAUGGAAUGAAAUGGAGUUCCAUCUAAAUUUGGAGGGAAUAAUCGUUUCAUCAUUCGAUGGAUUUGGCAUUUGCAAAUGGAAAAUGACUUCUGUGGUCGGGGAAAAAUGGUGACCAAAUAUAUUUAUUCAUUUUGGCUUGUCAUACUAAUUCUCCUUUAUUGACU